AUGACUGACACUUUGGUUUUCGACAACACUUUGGCGGAUGGUGAAACUGUUCAUGAGAUGAUGGCUCAUAAGGGUGGAAUCACCUACAACGAUUUCAACAUUCUUCCUGGACUCAUCAACUUUUCGGUGAAUGAUGUCGACUUGACAACAAAGAUCACCAAGGAUAUUGAGAUCAAAUGCCCAUUGGUGUCUUCGCCAAUGGAUACGGUUACCGAGUCGUCGAUGGCGACUGUUAUGGCGGUUAGUUUAGCAGAAGCCUUAGAAGAUGCCGGGCUCGAGAUCGCAGCCAGGCCCUCUGUAAUUUUAGGCCUCAUUUUCCAGUUUGAUUUACUCUCUUGUUUCUCACACAUAAUCUAAAAAGGCAAAUGUUCUUUGACUCGGAAAAAAAUUAAUAAAUCUUAUACUAUUUGCCCCAAGGUUUUUGAAAUUUCUCCUAAGCCUACCCUGUUCCUCUGACUCUACUCACAAUCAGCUUACUCAUCUAACCCCCUUUCCAGCUUUUCGGUGGCGUUGGAAUCAUCCACGGCAACUUCCCAACUGCCGAACUUCAAGCUGCUGAAGUUCUCAAAGUCAAACGUUUCAAGCAAGGCUACGUGAUGCAACCAUAUUGCUUGAAACCCGAUUCAACUGUCGCCGACAUGAUCGAAAUCAAAAAACGCUAUGGUUACACCGGAGCCCCGGUCACCGAAACCGGAUUCGUUGGAUCCAAGCUUUUGGGAAUGGUUACAGCUCGUGAUUUUGAUUUCAUCACUAUGAACAGCAAUUCAACGGUGAGCUUGAUAGGUUUCAUAGGUUUCAUACGUGAAUAUGUAUUGUUUUUUAGGCUGACGUCACUAUGGAAACACCAAUUGCUCAGAUUAUGGUGCCAGUUGAGAAAUUGACAUUGGGAAAUGCUGCCGAUGCUCCGGAGGUUUCAAUCAAGACUUUGAAGAAGUGUCGAUUGGGUAAAUUUCUUUUGGAAUAUUUUCAAUAAAAAAUCAAUAAAUUGAUAAUUUUCACAUAAUUUGCAUAAAAAAUUGAAUUUUUUUCAAAACAAUUGGAAAAAAAAUCAAUUUUUUAGGCAAACUCGCAAUCGUCAACAAAAAAGGCGACUUGUGUGCGUUGCUUUGCCGCUCGGAUCUUCUGAAGACUCGUGAUUACCCAUUGGCUUCUCACGAUUCCAAAAAUCAACUUCUCGUUGGUGCCGCAGUCAACACCCGCGAAUCUUCCAAGAAAAAUGUGGAACUUCUUGUUGCUGCUGGCGUCGAUAUCAUCGUCAUUGUAAGUUUUCUGAUUUUAAAAAUCAAUAUCAAUAUCUUGAUUUUUUUCAGGAUUCUUCCAAUGGAACAUCAACCUAUCAGGUUGAGAUGUUGAGAUGGAUCAAGGCGACUUAUCCAAAGAUCCAAGUCAUUGCUGGAAACGUGGUGACCCGUCAACAAGCCAAAUUGUUGAUUGAUGCUGGAGCUGAUGCACUCCGUGUUGGAAUGGGAAGUGGAUCGAUUUGUAUUACUCAAGAAAGUGAGUUUGAACAUUCUACAGUACUCUCUUGAUACAGUAUAUUUUUAAUUAAAAAUUUAGAAACCUUCUGUCAGAACUUCAAUUAUUGAUUGAGGAUAGCUUAAAUUACAGCUUACAUUUUUUCAGUCAUGGCCGUCGGACGCGCUCAAGGAACCGCAGUCUACGAUGUUUCUCGCUACGCAAAACAAUUUGGCAUCCCAGUGAUUGCUGACGGUGGAAUUCGUGACGUUGGUUACAUAACCAAAGCGGUUUCAUUGGGCGCAUCUGUUGCGAUGAUGGGUGGACUUCUUGCUGGAACUACUGAAGCUCCAGGAGACUACAUCUGGGGACCAAAUGGGGUUCGAGUCAAGAAAUAUCGUGGAAUGGGAUCGUUGGAUGCCAUGGAAGCGCAUGCUUCAAGCCAGGAUCGCUAUUUUACUGCGUAAGCUUUUCUAGUGCUUCACAGAAUGUUUGCAAGAUAAUUUUUCAGCGACUCUGACCAAAUCAAGGUUGCUCAAGGUGUCACCGCCACCAUGAAAGAUCGUGGAUCUUGCCACAAGUUCAUUCCAUACUUGAUUCGCGGAAUCCAACACGGUCUUCAAGAUAUCGGCGCGAAAUCUAUCGCUGAAUUGCGCCAAAACGUCGAUGACGGUUUGAUCCGUUUCGAGCGUCGCUCAACCAAUGCUCAACUCGAAGGCGGAGUUCACUCCCUUCACUCGUAAGUUAUUCUAACUCUUGGCUUUUGAAUUGAUAAAAAUUUGAAAAAUGGGUUUUUGCAGAUUCGAGAAACGUCUCUAUUAA
Molecule: messenger RNA, 2277 nt
Organism: Caenorhabditis angaria
Lineage: Eukaryota; Metazoa; Nematoda; Chromadorea; Rhabditida; Rhabditidae
Source: the annotation of a GenBank genome assembly